AUGAAUUCUUCAAUGCCGGAGCGAAGCGGCGAUUUCUUUUACAUAUCUCAUUUUCUUUCAUACUUUUUCAUUGCUUUCUUUCUUUUCCUUUCUUUCUUUCUUUUUUCUUUUUUUACAUGUAAUUUUCUUUCAUACUUUUCAUUUUUUCUUUCUUUCUUUCUGUCUUUCUAUCUUUCUUUCUUUCUUCUCUUUUCCUUUUUCGUUUACAUAUUUCAUUUUCUUUCACACUUUUUCAUUGCUUCCUUUCUUUCUUUCUUUCUUUCUUUCUUCUCUUUUUCUUUUUCUUUUAUAUCUCAUUUUCUUUUAUACCUCUUCAUUGAUUUCUUUCUUUCUUUCCGUCUUUAUAUCUUUCUUCCUUUCUUUCUUCUCUUUUCCCUUUUUCGUUUACAUUUUUCUUUCAUACUUUUUCAUUGCCUUCUUUCUUUCUUUUUCUUUCUUUCUUUCUUUCUUUUCUUUCAUACUUUUCAUUUAUUCUUUUUUUUCUUUCUUCUCUUUUCCUUUUUCCUUUAUAUCUCAUUUUCUUUUAUACCUCUUCAUUCAUUUCUUUCUGUCUUUCUUUCUUUCUUUCUUUCUUUCUUUCUUUCUUUCUUUCUUUUCUUUUCUUUUUUUUUUCUUUUUUCGUUUAUAUUUUUUCGUUUUUUCUUUUUCUUUUCAUCGCUUCCCUCCUUUCUUUUUCUUCUUUCUUUCUUUCUUUCUUUCUUUCUUUCUUUCCAAAGAUCAAAUAUUUUUGUAAGCUUUUUCGUCUUCCAUUUUUUUCUACGCAUUUUCAUUGACCCCACCGCUCUUUUUCUUUCUUUCUUUCUUUCUUUCUUUCUUUUUUCUUUCCAAAAAUCAAAUAUUUUUGUAAGCUUUCUCGUCUUUUAUUUUUUCUACGCAUUUUCAUUGACCCCCCACCACUCUUUUCCUUUCUUUCUUUCUUUCUUUCUUUCUUUCUUUCUUUCUUUCUUUCUUUUCUUUCUUUAA
Acanthosepion pharaonis is the source of this 963-nucleotide messenger RNA. The record is from the annotation of a GenBank genome assembly. Lineage: Eukaryota; Metazoa; Mollusca; Cephalopoda; Sepiida; Sepiidae.